This is a messenger RNA of Nerophis ophidion (straightnose pipefish), 2856 nucleotides long. RefSeq names its product signal peptide peptidase-like 2 (gene sppl2b). The coding region runs from base 156 to 1823 and encodes 555 amino acids. NCBI's taxonomy places the organism in Eukaryota, Metazoa, Chordata, Actinopteri, Syngnathiformes, Syngnathidae. Gene Ontology annotation, molecular function: aspartic endopeptidase activity, intramembrane cleaving. Gene Ontology annotation, biological process: membrane protein proteolysis. The record is from RefSeq and is a predicted model, not a curated record. Gene Ontology annotation, cellular component: Golgi-associated vesicle membrane; cytoplasmic side of endoplasmic reticulum membrane; lysosomal membrane. The transcript is spliced from 16 exons.
CCUCAAAGUGUGACGUCAUGUAAUGGGCGUGUCUUCAGGACAGCUGGUCUUGGCGACGCAGGCGUGAGUUGGACGGUUUGGUUGGUCGUGUGGCAACAACAACAACAACAACAACAACAGCAGCAGCAGCAAGAAGGACGGAGGCCGGCAUCGAGAUGAAGGUCCCCGGCCUUGGCGCACUGAUCUGGGCCGCUCUGGUCAGCCACAAGGUGUCUGCUGAGUAUGGCAUGGCCCACUUCAGCGACAAGGGCGAAAGCAAAGGGAAGGACUACUGCAUCUUCUUCAAUUCCCAGUGGGCCCGUCUACCUCAGGACCUCCACAAAGCGUCACGUCUGCAGAUCUACGACCUGACGCCAUCGGUGCUGUGCUCGCCGCUGGAUGUCCCUGAGGGGGGCUUCCCCAACCGCAUUCCCAUGGUGAUGAGGGGGAACUGCACAUUCUACGAGAAGGUCCGUCUGGCUCAGAUGAACGGCGCCAAAGGCCUUCUCAUCGUCAGCAAGGACAGACUGACCCCGCCAGCGGGCAACAAGACUCAGUACGAGGAGAUCGACAUCCCCGUGGCGCUGCUCAGCUACUCUGACAUGCUGGACAUAAGCAAGACAUUCAACCAGGGAAGACUGGUUGCCAUGUAUGCCCCUAACGAGCCAGUGCUGGACUACAACAUGGUGAUCAUCUUCUUGAUGGCGGUGGGGACAGUCGCCAUGGGAGGGCACUGGGCGGGCAGCAAAGAUCGGAAGAAGCGCUACAUGAAGUACAAAAGAGACGACGGGGCGGACAAGCAGGACGAGGAGACGGUGGACGUCACCCCCAUCAUGAUCUGCAUGUUCGUGGUGAUGUGCUGCAGCAUGCUGGUGCUGCUCUACUUCUUCUACGACAGCCUGGCCAUUUGGGUCAUAGCCAUCUUCUGCGUGGCGUCUUCCAUGGGCCUCUACAGCUGCUUGUGGCCUUUCGUGCGCCGCCUUCCUUUCUGCAAGUGCAGGAUUCCGGAGAACAACCUCCCCUACUUGCACAAGAGGCCGCAGGUUCGUGCACUGGUGCUGUCGGCCCUCUGCUGCGGCGUCAGCAUCACCUGGAUGGUGUUUCGCAACGAGGACCAGUGGGCGUGGGUGCUGCAGGACGGCCUGGGCAUCGCCUUCUGCCUCUACAUGCUCAAGACUGUCAGGCUGCCCACGUUUAAGGCUUGCACUUUACUGUUGGCAGUCCUGUUUGUCUACGACGUCUUUUUCGUGUUUAUUACACCCUUCUUCACCAAGAGUGGCGAGAGCAUCAUGGUGGAGGUGGCGGCUGGGCCCUCGGACUCGGCCAUGCAUGAAAAGCUUCCGAUGGUGCUCAAAGUUCCCCGCUUGAACUCCUCCCCCCUCGCUUUGUGCGACCGCCCCUUCUCCCUGCUGGGCUUCGGCGAUGUCCUGGUGCCAGGCCUGCUGGUGGCGUACUGCAAUCGCUUUGACAUUUUGACGCAAUCUUCCAGAAUCUACUUUGUGGCCUGCACCAUCGCGUACGGCGUGGGCCUGCUGAUCACCUUUGUGGCGCUGGCAGUGAUGCAGAUGGGCCAGCCCGCCUUGCUGUACCUGGUGCCUUGCACUCUACUCACUAGCCUAGUGGUGGCGCUGUGGCGCAGGGAGCUGCCUCAGUUCUGGACAGGAAGUGGAUUUGUGCCGGCCAUAGCUCUCGCCCCCAUCAAGUGUACGCAAACGGCGGAGCCACCGCCCGAUGGCUCUAAAGCGGAGACCCCGGCCUCCAAAGCGCACAGUCAGAACCAAGACCCGCCCAGCGGUCUGCCUCAGGAGACGCCCCUCGCUGAAAAAGAGAACAUUUUGAACUGAGACGACUUCCAAGUUCUGCAGAAUAAAAGUCAAACACAGAUGAAGGCUGAAUAUCUAUCUCAAGACUUAAACUCCUGUUUCAUUGAAGACGUGAUGUCUCCCGUUCCCGUUCAUUCAGUACCUAAAACAUGUGCUGGCUUUACAUGUGGUGCGAUCGUUCCUGAACCGUCAUGUUUCUCAGAUGUUUUCAUUUAUGCACUGCAAAAAGUGAAAUUAAGUAAUAUCUCAAAUAAGGGUGAUAUUUGCCUUUUUUCUGUCUGAUAAGAUCAUUCUUCUCACUAAGCAGAUUGUUUUACUUGUUUUGGUCCUAAAUCAGGGGUCGGCAACCUAAAAUGAUGAAAGAGCCAAAAAAUUAAAAGCCAUAUUACAUACAGAUAGUGUGUCAUGAGAUAUAAAUUGAAUUAUGAGGACUUAAAAUAAACUAAAUAAGCUCAAAUAUAGCUACAAAUGAGGCAUAAUGAUGCAAUAUGUACAUACAGCUAGCCUAAAUAGCAUGUUAGCAUCGAUUAGCUUGCAGUCACCAAAUAUGUCUGAUUAGCACUCCACACAAGUCAAUAAACAUCAACAAAACUCACCUUUGUGCAUUCAUGCACAACGUUAAAAGUUUGGUGGACAAAAUGAGACAGAAAAAGAAGUGGAAAAAAAUCACAUCUUAGAAAGUCGGAGAAAGUCGUACAUGUAAAAUAACUAUGGUGAGUUCAAGGACCGCCAAAAUUAGUAGGACAAAACGGCACUCGCCAAAUACUCGAUACAUUGAAGUAUGUUUAAUACAAACAGUGUGCUUUGUAACAAUUAGGGAGGUUUGUGUCAUGUUUGUCCUACAGAAACAAUAUUAAAACAAAAAUUGUUUUUUAUAUUUUUUUCCUCAUCUUUUUCCAUUUUUUAUACAUUUUUGAAAAAGCUCCAGAGAGCCACUAGGGCGGCGCUAAAGAGCCGCAGGUUGCCGACCCCUGUCCGAAAUGAACUCAGUAAGAUAUUACAGCUUGUUGCUGAGAUGUGAUGACCUAUAAUGAAUAAAAAAUGCUUGAAACUA